AUGGCCGAGCGCGAGUCCGGCAUCGGUGCCGGAGCCUCGCACACCUCGGGCCCGCUCGCAAGAAGCAUGCACUCGGAACCCGAGCAUGGCCCGUUUGCCUUCUCGCAAGACUACGAGCAGCGCUUGCGUCAGCUGAUCCGCAGCCCGGAGCAGCUGGCCAAGGCGGGCUACGUGGUCCGCCAGCUCUCGCCAACGGAGCUGGAAAGGAAGAAGCGCUGCGCGUCUUGCUCCAAGGUUCUCAAAGCCCGCGACAAGAUCCAGGACACGACGCAGGCCCCGUCGUUUGCCCGUCGUGAUAGCUCACAAUCCCAGCACCCAAGGACCAGCUCAAGGAAUUUCACCACGGACGCCUCGGCCCGCCGGUCUGAUACUCGCAAGGACGGCGGCCAGAACGCGGCUGGCCAAGAUGUGUUGCCUGAGCCGGACAAAGCGAUGAACGCCCGCUGCACAUUCCAUCCUGGCAAGGUCGCUUAUAGGAAAUGGACUUGCUGUGACGGACACAUCAUGGCGAAACCAUGCACUAAGCGUGAGAACCACUCGCCACGUGCCUACGGCCGCGGCGAACUGGAGGAGAACUGGAAAUUCUUCGCCACUCCGGCCCCCUUGCCUCCUGGACGCCGGAAGUCAGCCGUUGUCAUUGAUUGUGAAAUGGGCAACGCCGCCUCGGGCGAGUCGGAAUUGAUACGCGUGUCCGUCGUCGAUUUUUUCACGCGCGAAGUGCUCCUCGACAAGCUCGUGUCGCCACGCGUCCAGAUGGCCCAUUACAACACACGCUACUCUGGCAUCACGCGACAGAUGAUGGAAAACGCCCGCCGGCGCCGCACAUGUCUCGAUGGCCGUGAGGCAGCCAGGGAGGCGAUCUGGCGAUUUGUCGGCCCGGAGACGAUUGUGGUUGGCCAUGGCGCCCAGUCGGACUUGACGUCCCUGCGCUGGAUUCACACGCUGGUAAUUGACACGUUGAUGGUCGAGAUGAAUAGGCGGCGGGCAGAACGAGAGAUGGCAGAAGCCGAGAAGGCAAUGCAGGCCGAGGACAACGGCGAACCCGAUAGUGACGACGGCGGCGCUGCCCUUGAGGCAGGCGACGACAACGAACCAAAGCCGGCGUCGCAAGCAGAAGGGGGUUUGUCGCUCAAAGCCCUGGCGCUUGAUCGGCUCAACAGAGUCAUUCAGGUGAGAGGCCAAGGUCACGAUAGCGUUGAGGAUGCCAUUGCGACCAGAGACUUGCUAUGCUGGCAAGUCUCGCAUUAUACCCUGCUGGCGGAUUGA
Purpureocillium lilacinum is the source of this 1266-nucleotide messenger RNA. The record is from RefSeq and is a predicted model, not a curated record. Lineage: Eukaryota; Fungi; Ascomycota; Sordariomycetes; Hypocreales; Ophiocordycipitaceae.